Messenger RNA from Dichomitus squalens LYAD-421 SS1, 4110 nucleotides. RefSeq names its product nucleoporin. The transcript is spliced from 20 exons. NCBI's taxonomy places the organism in Eukaryota, Fungi, Basidiomycota, Agaricomycetes, Polyporales, Polyporaceae. Gene Ontology annotation, biological process: protein localization to nuclear inner membrane; transcription-dependent tethering of RNA polymerase II gene DNA at nuclear periphery; protein import into nucleus. The record is from RefSeq and is a predicted model, not a curated record. The coding region runs from base 1 to 4110 and encodes 1369 amino acids. Gene Ontology annotation, cellular component: nuclear pore; nuclear pore inner ring. Gene Ontology annotation, molecular function: structural constituent of nuclear pore.
AUGGCUUUCCGGUCGACCUAUGCUGUCCCGCAAAACUUUGCGUCCACGUCCACGUCUGGCCCAUUGAUCGCGUCGGUCAAUGGGAGCAAGUUCAGGCAGGCGCAGGUCGCGUCUAAGCCUGCACCCGUCCUUGACCUCCCUGCUCUCCAGGCUGCUAGCCGCGUAUUGCAGGAGCAGCUGGUAAAGGACUCGCAGACAAUCCCGGACUUAGGUGAUAUGAUCUUGGUGACAAUCCGUGUAGCGGGACAACCUUCGUCCGCCCUGUAUACCGUGUUUCCCGACGACUACCGCGCGCCUUUUCAAAAGAGGAGACACAUAGGGAUACCGGAGGGUUUAUGGCAGUACUACACUUCCACACAUUUGGCCACGCAUAUGGGACUGCUGCCAGAGAUCGAACGCGUCUGGAUAUCCAUAGACCACAACCUCUUCUUAUGGGAUUACGUGGACGGUCAAGAGUUGAGCUCCUACGUGGAUCAACCAGACGUGAUCACCCAUGUCGCUCUCGUGAACCCAAAAAGCGGCGUCUUCAUUGACGAAAUUACGUCCCUCCUUGUCAUUUGCACGCCUGUUACUGUCCUCCUCAUCGGCGUCUCCACUCAUCCCGUACCUGGGCCGAACAAUCAGACCCGCAAGGACAUCAAGUUAUACGCCACUGACAUGUCAUUAGCCUGCGACGUUGAGAUGACUUCUGUAAUCGGUACUCCGGACGGUCGCAUAUUCAUGUGCGGACAACAGGAUGGAAACCUGUACGAGUUGCACUACCAGGAGAAGGAAGGGUGGUUCGGUAAGAGGGUUCAACUAAUCAACCAUUCGGUUGGUGGUAUGCAGAGCUUGCUCCCCCGCCUUGGCUCGUCUAGCUCAGAAGACAGGAUCAUCACCCUAGUCUCUGAUCCCGCAAGGAACUGCUUCUACUCUCUGACGGCCAACAACACCAUCUCCGUCUGGAAAACGAACGGAGACAAGCACGUGCAGCAUCUUCAGACUAUCUCAAAUCUCUACAAGGCUGCUCAAGACAAGGUCCCCGGAUCGCCUGCUCUCACGCCACAAAACUUCAACAUCAUCGCCCUGCACGUUGUCGACCCCAGCGAGUCGCGUACUGGCGUUCAACUAGUAGCUGUCACAAUCAACGGUGUUCGCCUCUACUUCUCACCAUCUUCCUACGGAAAUUAUGGUUGGGGCUCAACAUCCGCGACUGGCGUUCGUCCUCUUUCGCUCGUUCAUGUGCGCCUGCCUCCACCCAACCUGAUCCACCCCGACGAGCAAGGACGACAGUUCCGCGAAACUCACGUUGGGUAUGGUGUAGGCCAGGCCCAGCCUGCUCCCCCUCGACCGUUCAUCCUUUCCAACCUCAACAACUCAUGCUACGACCACGGAAUCACUAUCGCUGUUCAGAACGCCGACAUCGCCGACACAGACUACGUUCUGUGUCUCACGCCUGACCUCACCCAAAUUGGGUCACUAGGGCAGACUCAUCCGCCCCAGCUCCAGCAGUCCUCCGCGCAAUAUGCCAAUCCAACCUAUGGUGCGGUUACGGGCCCAAGCCGACCGCCACUCACAGAGCGUGCCACGCUCGUACCAAUCCCUGGCCUUACCUGGGGCUUGGCUCCUGUUCCUCGGUCCAAGUACUCCUUGGCGACCACAGCUCCUCCCAAUACCCCCGCACCCCUUGUCACGAACGAGCUCGCCACGCAGUUCUCUGAGCCCGCCAGGCAGUACAUUAUCUUGACCAACGGCGGAUUACAUUGGAUAGCUAAGCGGAGGGCUGUCGAUGCUCUCAGGGAUGUCCUUGAGGAAUUUUCAGGGGAGAGCAACCCACAACCGUUGAUCCAGUUCCGUGACAGCUAUGGUCGUGAUCAGACAUGUGCAAUGCUUCUCGCUAUCGCUAGUGGUAAUACCUUCUUGGACCCCAUGGAGCAGUCGCCGCUGGGCUCCAUGAGCCGUGUCAGCCCUGAACUUGUGACUGCUGCGAAACAAGCGUUCUACGACUUCGGCGAACGCCCAACUUGGGCGGAGCGCGUCACAUACGGCACUAGUGAAGGUUCUGGUACAGCUACGUUCAGUGGCAGGCGAGAAGGACUUGCUCUUUACUUUGCUCGAUUGGUGCGGCCGUUCUGGAAGGUGUCGAUCACGAAAGCGAGAUCUGGCGGCUUGCAGGACCUCAAUGUGCCCGACGAUGUCCUUGUGACCGCGCAGAAGAACCUGUUCGCUCUCAAGGAGCUCUUGGACACAAACCCUCACUUGUUCCAUUCUGCACCAGGUGACCACACCGGGGCACGCUCUGCGACCGCAAGCGAACAAGAAGCGUGGAAGGCGGAGCAAAGCUCCGUGGCUCAGCUCCUGAGCCUAUUGGGACGAAGCAUCGAAGCGAUCGCCUUCAUCCUGCUCCUGAAUGACCACAGGCUAGGCGAACUCAUUGCUCAUUGUGAGCCCGAUAUCCAGAAGCUCGUCAGUUCUCUGACUUUUGAGGAGCUCAUCACCUCCGACAAGGGCGUCGCUGCUUCUCGUGCACUGGUGAACGUCAUCAUCAAUCAGCAAAUCGGCCAGCAGAUUAGCGUCGACACCAUUAGCGAGGUGCUUCAGCAACGCUGUGGGUCCUUCUGCAGCACCGAUGAUCAUUUGUGUCUCCAGGCGCGCGAGAACGUCCGUAAGGCCGUUGAGACUCGCAACCCAGUCGAACGCCAGACGUGGCUGGGGGAGUCCCUCAGGUUGUUUAUGAAGGGUGCUCGCAAUCUCGAGUUCGACAAGUUGCGAGAAAUCAUCGGAGAUUAUCAGCAACUGAGCUAUGCCAAAGGCACGGUUGAACUCCCUUUGUACUGCGCGCAAGUCUUCGAUACCGACCUCCAAGGACAAGAGUACUGGAUUGCAGGAUACCCCCAGAACGACUCCCGAGCCCAGUUCUGGGAGCGCCGGAAGCAUUGCUACGAGCUUGUUCUCGACUCGCUGUCAGUCUUUGAGGAACGCUGUGUUCCUGGAAAGCAGGACGCCGCUCAAGUGGAUGAUCCCGAGACCGUGCGGGGUCAUGCAUAUGAGUUGGCGUUUGCGAGCGAAGAUGAGAUGUUCCACUCGACAUUAUACGAUUGGUUGAUUGGUCGGGGCAUGGCUGACCAACUUCUUGAGAUGCGUCCAGCCUAUCUCGAGGCUCACCUGCGGCGUGAACCAGUCACUGUGGAGAAGUUCCAGCUACUAUGGCAGUUCUACGUCAAGGAUGGCCAGCCGCUCCGUGCAGCCGAGGUCCUCGCGGUACUCGCUGAAUCGACUGAGUUCAACUUGUCCCUCGAGACGAGGCUGGAGUACUUGACGCUUGCCGUCAGCAAUGCGAAGUCGCAUCCCGUAUCAGUCGGCGGUCGGCAUGAAACGGCUAUCGCGUUCCUUACAGAACUCGAGGAGAAGCUGGAGGUUGCCCAAGUGCAACUGGAGCUGUACAAUACACUCCUACCCCGCCAAAAUGAUCCGGAACUUGCAGAACGAUUCAAGGCGCUAUCAUACCGUCUGUACAACAUCACUGAGCUGUAUCAACUAUAUGCCGAUCCGCUGGACCUACCCCUCAUCAAACUCCUCAUCUUGCACGUUUCGGAACAUCGUGAUGAGAGCAUCGUCCGACCCAUAUGGAACAAAAUCUUUGAAGAAGCCGUCGAAGGCGUCGAAGCGAAGGUUGCCGCAGACCGGAUCAUGGGCCGAGUCAUUCCCCUCGGACAGCGAUACUAUCCCUCCGAGAGCGCUUUCCCGCUUCAACACAUCGCGUCCCUACUGGUCCGCUUCGCUCUCGCACACAAGGGCGAGCUGCCUUACGGCUGGGCUCCUCGCAUUCUGACUCAAUGUGGUGUUCCGUAUCCGGAAGUAUGGGAUAUCCUGCACGAGAUGUACGAGUCACAGGUCCCGCCGUUCAAUGAGCAAGCCAACGUGCAAGCGAUCUCGUCCGACAUUGCGGUGUUGUUGACCGACUGGGUGGAAGAAGCGAAGCGGCCGCAGUCCUCUGCCUCGCGCGGAGAGUUCCCUGUGUUCCGGAUAGAUCAAGCUGUCGAACAGUACCUCGCGGAGUUGGAGCCCAGUCGUAUUGAAACGAAAGCGGCGUACGAGUCGGUCAAGCGCCAGCUGCGUCGACACUGGUGA